AUGACCAAAUCGAAUCAGAGCUUCCUACCCCAAGCGGAGCAGAAAAGGAGCACCGGAAAUCCCUCCAAAGUGUCAGCGGUAUGCUGGAAGUGUCGAUAUCAUCUUCAACUUGUUGUUAGCUCGACUCCCGGCAUUGGUCAAUCCAGUCAAGGGUUCGCGGAUCACCUGCAUCAUCUGGUCUAUAAAUCUGGAAGGCAGAAAGGAGGCGCUUCGCCAGCGGAGAUAACGCCUAAAGGACAGACUGUGGAAACCUUUCAAUACGAGUGUUCAUAUCUCACAUGUCCUGUGACGGUGGCUGUGCGAAUCGCAUCGCCAAUUCUUGCUGACGAAUGGGUGCGGCAGCUGGUAGACCCCGAUCUGCUGCGGCAGCGGGCGGAUGAGGCUAUUGCGACGCAUCCUGAGCGUUUGGAAGGUGUUGGUCGACCGUCGCCUAUUACGGUUCUAGAGAAUCUUCGCACUUACAUAUCCAAUGCCCUUCACAACAGCCAGCAGAGCAAAUCUAUAUCUGCGAUAAAUAAGAGAUUCAUGACUUGUUUCGGCGUCGAAGGAAGGCCGUGUAAAGAUCUGUUGGAAUUCCUUGGUUUUUCUGUGAAGAAUGAGGGAUUUUGGGAGCCUCCCAAACCAAAUCCUUGGGCGGAGUAUCCUUAUCAGGAUCAACUGAAGAUAUUUCUCGACGACGUUAUACAUGAACUCUCCGCACUUAUAGAGCAGCGACCGUUGGCAGAGAAGAAGUCUCAUCAGGUGCAGAAUACCGACACUCCGGCGUUGAGUGAUAUCCUCUAUGCAAUGGAUGCUUUAGAUUAUCCCAAAGCUCUGAGGGCGAAUGAGUUCCAAAUGGCGCCUGCACCUUACUACGAAGAUUUGGGUGUCGUGGAGGACAUGUCCGCAUCGUCAGUUGUGGAAGCCUUCAAUAGGCAAGUUUCCAUCGAUCCAGCAAGGUCACCGCUUUACCUACAGUGUCUCAAGUCUAUUGGGAACUUGAGGGGUGGCGAUGAUGCCCAGAUCAUAGAAACGGCGGUUCAAUUAGCCUACGCUGAGGGUCGAUACACUCAGGAGGAUAUUGUGGAUGCUUACAGGUACUUCGGACUUGAUCACAAUGACCCUCGCCUCACCGAUGAAAGCAUAAUUGGGAAGUUCUACGCUUUUAUGAGUUCUACUACACAGGAGAAUGAAUCGCGCAUUCGUCUCUGGAGAAUCGGGGAUAGCAGAAGAAGUGAGCGUAUCAAGUCCGUGGCGGAAGACAGGGUCACCAAUGUUGAGCAGGCCGAGAUCUUCCUCGGCGUCGAUAGCACAACAAGCGAUGAGUUCGUUCUGACCAUGUAUACCACGAAGGUUAAUGACAACCCGGAGACUAGGGACAUUGCACGGCGUGCUGUCGAGCUCAUUGCAGAAGGCCGAAAUUCGGCUGUCUUGAGACAUUUUCUCAAGACCGGCGAAAUGACAACCGGGGAAAUGGAUGUCGCCGACGCCUAUCGCUUGCUCCAGAUUCCUGAUCGGACCGUGGACGAUGCAGCGAUAAUGGCAGCUUACACAAUCUGUGUUGAUGAAGCUCCUGGACAAGCCGAGCGAUACUAUCAAGCCUUGAGCAUCAUCGCCAAGGAAAAGAAUAGCUCUCUACUCAGCAGUAUGAUCGCUGGGCCGGGCGCCGAAUCUGGCCGUGACUUGUCCGAGUGGCCCGUCGGACUGCAGAACAUUGGCAAUACUUGCUAUCUCAAUAGCUUACUACAAUUUUAUUUCUCCAUUCGCCCGUUCCGGGAGAUGGUCCUGGACUUUGAGAGUUUCAGGAUGGAGCUCGAUGACGAGAGUUUGAGCAAGAAACGUGUUGGUUCCCGCGAAGUCCUGAAAAAAGAGGUUGAGCGGUCUCAGACGUUCCUGAGAGAAUUACGGACGCUGUUUCAAAACAUGAUCACUUCAUCAAAUUCUUUUGUGACUCCUCGUCCGGAGUUAGCACGUUUGACGCUAAUAAGCCCGUCCAACGAGGCAGCAAUUCGGCGCCGGUCGACGAUAUCUAUGACCCGACCUGGCGGACUGGGAGAGAUCAACGGCAUGCCUAUCAUGGGUCCCCUCGGCCCGCCACUGCCAAUGGCAGAUCAAACUCAAAGUCCAACAGAUGCCGAGACAGAGACGCCCAAACGUAAAACAACAAGCGACGUGGAUAGCGAAGCGACCCUUGUCUCAGAGACUGCCAAGCCAGAUACGUCGUUGGGUCCCAGUGAGGACAAGGAAAACGAAGUCCCCCCCGCGGAUGCCAUGUUGACAGAUAUCCCAGUAUCCCAAGAUAUUGAGAGCAAUCUUUCUCCCAAAGAUGAGACGCCGGCUAUCGCUUUCGGGCCACCGAACCAGCCCCCUCCAGUACCUCCGCGACCAACAAUACAAGUUGAUCCACAAAAGCAGCUUCUGGAGGAGGUAGAAAUCGGUGCUCAACAGGAUGUCACCGAAGUGAUCAACAAUGUCCUUUUCCAGAGCCAAUGCGCAAUCAAGCCGAUCGCGUUCGCCCAGGACGGUGAACAACUUGAUCAGGUGAAAGACCUAUUCUAUGGACGGACCAAGUCAUAUAUUCUCGCGGAAGCAGGUGCUCGGUCCAAGGAGGAAUGGUGGUGCGAUAUCAAGGUCGACGUCGCGACGGGACCUCGUGAUAUUUAUUCAGCGAUUGAUGGCGCAUUUGAUGCCCAAAAAGUCAAUGUCGAUGAUACCGUCGUGGAGCAAUUCGGUGCCAUCAGCAAGCUACCUCCGGUCCUUCAAAUCCAAGUGCAACGGGUACAAUUUGACCCAGUCAAGAAGAGCUCUUUCAAGUCCACGCAUCACCUUGAGCUCAAGGAAACGAUCUACCUUGAUCGUUAUAUGGACACGCAGCAUCCUGAGAUCAUGAAUCGACGACGGCAGUGCUGGGAAUGGAAGAAUACGCUGAAGACACUUGAAGAUCGCCGUGCCGAGCUGCUACGUCAAACCGAAAAUGACGGCCUUGACAUGGCAACCCUCUUUGAUAGCGCUAGAGCGGUUAUUGAAGAUUUGGAUCAACUAAAGGCGGAUCCAGAAACUGCUGACGAUGGGCUCGACUUCAACCCACAGCUUCCAUCUGAGCUAGCCCAACUCUCUCAGAUUGCAAAAGCCGAAUUGAACUAUGUCGAACAAGAGAUCAAAGAUACACAAACUAUGAUCUCCAGUCAGUUUGUCGACUUCAAGCAUCUGGCCUAUCGGUUAUAUGCGGUCUUCGUGCACCAUGGGUCUGUUGAGUUCGGCCAUUAUUAUAUCUAUAUUUUUGAUUUCAGGAAGAAUGUCUGGCGCAAAUACAACGACACUGAAGUCACCGAGGUGACCAACACGGACGAGAUUUUUAAGAACCAAGAACGCCAAAACCCUCCUACCCCAUACUUUCUGGUUUACGUCAACGAUGGCCUCAAGGGUCGCCUGGCCGAUCCUGUUUGCAGGCACAUUAUUGAAGAUCCUGCACCCAGCGAAACUAUCCCUUCAACAGAACCCAUUGUUCACAUGGAAGGGGUUGCUGCGGCAACUUUGACAUCUCAACAGGACCUGGACACGGAACCUCCUGCCUACGAUGAGGCUCUGGCUGAUACUCAGAAUUCAGGUACGAAAGCUGUCCUCGAUGUAAAGUGA
Messenger RNA from Aspergillus fumigatus Af293, 3615 nucleotides. Its product is annotated as ubiquitin-specific protease UBP2. Gene Ontology annotation, biological process: regulation of proteasomal protein catabolic process; protein deubiquitination; proteasome-mediated ubiquitin-dependent protein catabolic process. Gene Ontology annotation, molecular function: cysteine-type deubiquitinase activity; proteasome binding. The record is from RefSeq and is a predicted model, not a curated record. NCBI's taxonomy places the organism in Eukaryota, Fungi, Ascomycota, Eurotiomycetes, Eurotiales, Aspergillaceae.